UCUGUGCGUUAUCCUGUGGUUCUCUGUUCACUUACUAAAACCUGAACGAGCAGUUGAUGUACAGUUGAUGGAGUCUCUGUCUCUCUCUUUCUACACGCCCCACCUCGCGUUUUCAUAAAAGAAACGACAGCUUUACUCCACUUUCCAGCUGUUUUUUUGGCUGUUCCUCUCUGCCACAGCUCGGUCAGAGGAGCUGCGCGUUCAGGACGCCAGGUGCGGAAGAUUUACGCAAAAAGGACCAAAAUGGCAAAAACUCCGACAUUCCUCGCGUCACAUUUACGGAUUUAUUAUCUCCUUUUAUUCUAUUUGAUAUCAAACCACGUGCUUGGCUCUAAUAUCUGCACGUCUCGGGGAGCUAGCACGUGUCAGCAGUGUUUGGCAGUGCACCAUUCCUGUGCCUGGUGCUUCCAAGAGGAUUUUGGGUUAAAUGGGCCAGGAGCAUCACGCUGUGACUUAAAGGAAAACCUGAUAGAAGCAGGAUGCAAUGGAGAAGAACUGGAGUAUCCCAUCAGCCAGGUGACUGUUACGGAGAACAAGCCUCUUAGCGACAAGGCCUCGGGGUCCACCACUGACGUCACGCAGAUCCAACCACAGAAAUUGCACAUCAGUCUGAGACCUGAUGACUCGCGGACAUUCACGCUGCAGGUGCGGCAGGUCGCAGACUACCCUGUGGAUCUGUACUAUCUGAUGGACUUGUCCUACUCCAUGAAUGAUGACCUAACACAGCUGAGAAAGCUGGGAAAUGGACUGGCUGAGGAGAUGAGCAAAACCACCAGUAACCUGCGUAUGGGCUUCGGUGCUUUCGUGGACAAACCUGUAUCACCGUAUAUGUACAUCUCCCCACCAGAAGCUGUGAAGAACCCAUGCUACUCGAUACCAUACAAAUGCCAGCCGCAGUUUGGCUACAGACAUGUUCUGUCUCUGACGGAUGAAGUGAGCCGCUUCACAGAGGAAGUAAAGAAGCAGAAGGUAUCUCGGAACAGAGAUGCCCCUGAAGGAGGCUUUGAUGCCAUCAUCCAGGCAGCCGUAUGCAACGAGAAGAUCGGUUGGCGUCCGGGUGCUUCUCACUUGCUGGUGUUUACCACAGAUGCCAAGACUCAUGUAGCACUGGAUGGACGCUUGGCUGGCAUUGUGCAGCCUAACGACGGCCAGUGUCACAUGGGUCCGGAUAACGUAUACAGCAUGUCCACUACAAUGGACUACCCAUCUCUGGCACUGAUCACAGAGAAGAUGUCAGAGAAUAAUAUAAAUCUCAUAUUUGCUGUGACCAGGCCUGUACUGUCACUUUACAAGAAUUACAGUGAUCUGAUACCCGGUACUGUGGUGGGGACUCUGUCUCAGGACUCACGCAAUGUGAUCCAGCUGAUCCAAGACGCCUACACUAAACUUCGAUCUAAGGUUGAGCUCGAGCUCCUGAACGUGCCUGAAGAAUUGAGCUUGUCCUUCAAUGCCACAUGUUUAAACAACGAGUUUAUCCCUGGACUCAGGUCUUGCUCUGGGCUCAAGAGAGGAGACCAGGUAUCUUUCAGUGUUGAGGUACGUGCCAGGGGCUGCCCAAAGGAGAGGACCAAAACUUUCACUAUCAAACCUGUGGGCUUCAAAGACACACUCCAGAUCACCGUUGACUUCGAGUGUGAGUGUAAGUGCCAGGCUCAGGGGCAGCCCGACAGCCCUAAGUGUCACCAAGGCAAUGGCACCUACGAGUGUGGCAUCUGCCAGUGCCAUCCAGGACGACUGGGUCCGAGGUGUGAGUGCGCCGAGGGUGAUUACAGCCUACAUGAGCAGGAUACAUGCACUGGCCCUAACAAAGUGAUCUGCAGCGGGCGCGGGGACUGUGUGUGCGGUCAGUGUGUGUGUCACAACAACGACUUUGGAAAGGUCUGGGGGAAGCGGUGCGACUGUGAUGACUUCAGCUGCCUGCGUUAUAAAGGAGAGCUGUGCUCAGGUCAUGGCACAUGCUUCUGUGGUUUCUGCCAGUGUUACCCAGACUGGUCAGGGGAAAACUGUAACUGCUCCACCCGCACAGAUACCUGCAUGUCCAGCCUGGGAUUGCUGUGUAGUGGCCGUGGUCAGUGUGUGUGUGGAAGCUGUGAGUGUACUCAACCCGGGGCUUAUGGCUCAACCUGUGACAAGUGUCCCACCUGCCCUGAUGCCUGCACUAUGAAAAAGGAUUGUGUGGAGUGUAAGCAUUUUCAGAGAGGCAGGCUCCUCGAGGAUGAGAGCUGUGCCCGAAUUUGCAGAGACGAGAUUAGGCUGGUUGAUGAUCUGGUUUUGCAUGAUAAGAAUGCCGUGAACUGCACAUACAAGGACGAGAACGAUUGUGUCCAGAGGUUCCAGUACUAUGAGGACAACAGCGGGAAGUCCAUUUUAUCUGUGGUAAAAGAGCCAGACUGCCCUAAAGGGCCUGACAUCCUGGUCGUUCUCCUCUUCGUUGCCGGAGCUAUACUAAUCCUGGGUCUCGUCGCUUUGCUCAUCUGGAAGCUGCUGGUGACGAUUCACGACCGCCGUGAGUUUGCCAAGUUCGAGGAGGAACGAGCACAAGCCAAGUGGGAAACGGGCCACAAUCCUCUCUACAAAGGUGCUACUUCUACUUUCAUGAACAUUACCUAUCGAGGAAAGGAGUGAUCAUCACUGGAGCUACCUGAGAUCAUCUUUUUUUUUUGUUUGUUUCCUUUAUGUUAUUUUCUUCCAGUUGUAGCUCUGUUGUUGUCAUUUCUGAUGUGCAGGAUGUACAUUUUCUUGUGUGUAAAUAUGACAGUUGUGUGUAGAGACAGAUAAACAUCUUGACCUAUGCCGAACCGCCUCCUUAUUUCGCUUCCUGACGAGGGGAACAUAAUUGUGAUGAAAUUCUGUGCUGUGUUUUGAAGUUGUUUCUGUCAGAGGUUACAUGUGGUAACAUUGACCUGGUAAAAUGUGGUGUCACCCAUGUAGAAAGAGCUUUUUAUGUUGUUCAAUGUUCUGUAAAUACAAAUGCAUAUGUUAAGUAUGGAAUAGAACACUUAAAUAGGAAAAUAACUGAUGAUGGGUUGGUGUGAAGUGUGAUUAUUUUCCAGAAACAGUCCAUCUGGAAGUGUGUUAUUCCUCUUAUACCACAGCAAUUUUUUUUUUUUUAAUGUACUAAAGAUCUUCCAGAAAAACUUUACCUCUGCCUGUUACAAAAGCACUGACACUGGAGACUCCUUCCACAAAUAAACAUCUCCUUGCCUUUGUU
Ictalurus furcatus (blue catfish) is the source of this 3211-nucleotide messenger RNA. It is a transcript of the gene itgb3b, whose product is annotated as integrin beta 3b. Gene Ontology annotation, cellular component: cell surface; integrin complex; focal adhesion. The transcript has 15 exons. The coding region runs from base 244 to 2625 and encodes 793 amino acids. NCBI's taxonomy places the organism in Eukaryota, Metazoa, Chordata, Actinopteri, Siluriformes, Ictaluridae. Gene Ontology annotation, biological process: cell adhesion mediated by integrin; cell-matrix adhesion; integrin-mediated signaling pathway. The record is from RefSeq and is a predicted model, not a curated record. Gene Ontology annotation, molecular function: fibronectin binding; fibrinogen binding; integrin binding.